CUUGGUCAGGUGUAGGUGCCGGAGGUGCAGAAUUUCCUUUAGGCAGAAAUAAAAAGAAAGCCGCAAUGGGAGAGGAGAAAAUGGAAAUGGAAGACACAGACUCUACUCUGAUGAAGAAGGGACGGAAGCCACCCACGCCCAAACCUCCCAACAAAUAUGAGACUCUGUUCCAGCCCUGCCUGGCCGAGAUAGUGGGGACCAUGUUCUUCGUUUUUGUCGGCUGUGUGUCUGUCAUUGAGAAUGUGCCGGCGGCUGGACGGCUGCAGCCAGCCCUGGUGCAUGGACUGGCUGUGGCGGUGAUGGUGGCGGUCAUGGAUAACAUCAGCGGCUCCCAUUUCAACCCUCCCUUCACUAUCGCCAUCUACCUGUGUGGAGGCAUUGAGCUGAUGAUGGUGGGACCCUACCUGGUCAGCCAGCUGAUUGGAGGAGUGCUGGGAGCUGGAAUGGCCAAGAUGAUGACCCCUGCAGACCGCUACUUAAACGCAACGGGAGCAGCGUUUGAUAUCCUCAAGUCAGAGAGCCAGCUGUCUGGAGCCAUCUUUGGGGAGGUGGCCAUGACCUGCCUGAUCACCAUGGUGGUGCUGCUGGUGGCGGUCAACAACAAGACCAAAACCCCGCUGGCUCCGUUCCUGGUGGGCUCUACUGUUAUCAUCAACGUCCUGGCAGGGGGUGACAUAUCCGGAACGUGUCUGAACCCUGCCAGAGCUUUCGGGCCAGCUCUGAUGACCAACUACUGGACCUACCACUGGGUUUACUGGGUGGGACCCAUAGGGGGGGGGCUGGUGGCAGCUGCCUUGCUCAGGCUCAUUCUGGGUGAUGAUAAGUUACGAGUCGUUAUGAAAUCAUAACAGCCUCUAUUGUUCGUCCAUUGCCAUGCAGACGGCAGUGAACAUGUCUGUCCCACCAUAUCAGCUACACUAUUGUAGUGUAUUUAAUAGUAAUGCUGUGAUGCUGUAUGAAGAGGAAUCCGCUGACACUGAUCUGAUUAUAAAAAGGUUUAUUACAAUCAAAGAUUCAGCAUCAAUUUUACAAACUCCUGCAGAGAGCUUGGAGGACGACCAACUCGAAUUCUUCCAAUAAGUCGUUCUGAAGUUCUGCUGUUUAACACAUGGUAUAUAUCUUGUGCAUUGUAUAACAUAAGACAUGAUAUAUGUAAGUAUAUGAUUGGAGCAGGGAACUGACCAAUCGAUGCCUUUUAUCUGGCAUAACUCCAAAAAAGGACUCUUCUGUCUUGGAGGGACCCUCUGCUCAUGUUAACAGUUUCCAGAUGUUUUCAGUAAAAGUGGGAUAAAGUUCAUGCAUCUCCUUAUACCAACUCUUAAGUCAAAGUCUAUAGAAAGUUAUAGAAUGUUCAUAUACUACAUUACACUCUUGGCUCAUGUGGCGUCAUAGUGACAUGCGGUCGGUUUGAUGCUGUUGUACUUCUCUUUGGUUUUCUUCCAUGCCAAACUGUGAUCACUGUGAAUGUUUCAGUAUUAAAAAGAUAAAGAACAAAA
Molecule: messenger RNA, 1496 nt
Organism: Sander lucioperca (pikeperch)
Lineage: Eukaryota; Metazoa; Chordata; Actinopteri; Perciformes; Percidae
Gene: aqp8a.2
Product: aquaporin 8a, tandem duplicate 2
Exons: 5
Coding region: 66-848 (260 amino acids)
Biological process (GO): transmembrane transport; water transport
Cellular component (GO): plasma membrane
Molecular function (GO): water channel activity
Source: RefSeq, a predicted model, not a curated record